GCGUUUCGGUCCUGGUCUUUAACAGCUGGCAGGGAUUCUUCUGAGCUUCAGAAAGGCCGAGCUGAUUCAGGUUGUCGUCCUGGGUGAAAUUACUUGAUUUGAUUAUUGAUUUGACAGAAGCCUGGAUGUUUCAUUUCUUUAAAUCUAGCAUUAAAAGGUAUCUGUAGCUCAGCAGAAAGCAGUAAGUCCUCAAAGCCCAACAUGUAAAGUUUAGGUUUAUUCUCAGUUGGCUCGAACAAAACCAAAACUUUUAAUGGCAAACCUCCAAACAUAAAGUUGUUUGUAGAUGACACCUUUCUUUACCGUGUGUGUGUGUGUGUGUGUGUGUGUGUGUGUGUGUGUGUGAGUGUGUGAGUGUGUGUGUGAGUGAGUGAGUGAGUGUGUGAGAUUUUUUUGUCGAUUUUCCUCAGCUUUAAGCAGAAGCUGUGCUCACAUUUCCUUUAUUUUGAGUUCAAAAAAGCUGGAUGCGAGUUAACCGGAUCAGUUUAUCCGGCUAACAUCAUAACGCUGGAUUAGUUGAACCACGUUGGAAGAACAGAACUCGGUGUUGCAUCUGACCGGGGCUGUUGUUGUCCGUUGAGAACUCGUAUCUUUUAGUCUUGGCUUCGUCCUGUGUGUGUUUAAGCUGCUCAGCGGGAGUCUCUCUCUGGUUUCAUAAGUUUGCAGAGUUUGUGUCAACACGGAGAACAAUGAACCUUCUCAGAACACAAACUGAAACAUGAAAAUCAGCAGUAUGAUGGAGGAUGAAAACAGAAACUUUCCUUUUGUGGUGGUGAAAUGAUAUGUUUGGGCCCCACGUAGUCUGAUGUAGAACAGUUGGUGACUCGACUCACACCGAUGUUGCAGGAACUCAGACUGCUGGCUCUCUGCUUCAUCACUCUGCAGGACCUCCUCCGCCAACACACCUGUUAAUAAUCAGGAGUUAACGAGGCUCAUUAACGAGUCUAACAUCUGGCCUUUUAUAACACUUGCCAGUUCAACUGUCUCGUACCCAGAGGAAAUCCAGAUGCGAUUUUAAUACACUUUUAGUCACACUCAGUCACAUGCCUCUCUGUUAGUGAGAUCACAAAUGUGUUUACAGCGCGUCUUUGUUUUCUGGGUUACAUUUAAAUCAGUCACGCCUCCUCCGGUCCAGAAGAAGGUGGUGAUGCACAUGAAGCUGUUAGAUCACUGACAAAAACACCAGAAGAAGAAGAACUUCUGCAUUUCAACAGUUUAGUUACAACAAUAAGAUUUCACCGAACAUUUAACUUAACACAAACGCAUAUAUUAAUUUCUAUGACUGAAACGUAUCAUAGUCAGUAGUCAAGUUCACCACAAUCUUUUUCCUAAACCUAACUAUGUGGUUUUGUUGCCUGAACCUGACUUCCUGUGAAGACGGGAGUUUAUUUUGAAAAGACACAAUUAUGCAUUUAACGUGUGGGAACUGACGCUAGAGGGGGACCUAGAGCGUCAGUCUGAAGCUCAGGGCCACCAACGGAGCGUCGGUAUUUCACGAGUUUUCGGGUGAGAAAGUGUCUUUCAGGUGUCAAACAAGACACAUGAAGUUGGCUUGGGUCUUCAUCGACAUAUAAACUGCACAAACACUGCGCUCUUAUACGUUCACAGUGAUGACUUUAUACUCACCACAUCCGCACUCAGACACUCCCCAAUGUUGCAUAUACGACCUACGCACUGAGGUGUUCCUUAAAGGAGCUAGCGGAGCCGGCGGGCUUACAAUAGGCUGGCGGGAACCCUGUCUUUAAUUAGGCCAAUAUUCUAAUUUCAACAAGGUGGACCUUAAAAGAUGUAUGAUGAGUUAUUAUUGUUGCUCACAUGCUUUAGUGAUGUGUGUGUUAGUUACUGUAACUCUAUUACUCUCUCCGCCUGCUGUUUUUAUCCUGAUGGCUGACUGCUUCUGUAGUGUCCCACUACACUAAAUAAUUCACACGGUGUUAACUAUGCAGGAGAGUGCUGAUGGUGUGUGUGUGUGUGUGUGUGUGUGUGUGUGUGUGCGUGCUUUUAAAGGUAUGGGGGUGGAGCUUGUGUUUCUUAAUGGCUGCUGAGAAGUUAUCAAUAGUGUUAAAAUACUUCACUAAACCAUAAAGUGCUUCGUCCAGAGUUGACAUAAUAAACAUAAUUUAUGUGAAAAUAAAAUGCCACUUAAUUUUUUAAUUAAGAGUAUGGAAGUGUUUAAGCUAUGUCACUGCACACAAAAAUGAAUUGUGUAGCUACAUUUAAGACUCAAUCUAAAAAAUAAACAUACCAAAGAUAGAUAUGAGAAAUUAUUAUUAAUAUGCAAUUUAACAUGAAUAUAUAACUAAUGGCAGUGUCCACUUUAUUAGGGAUACUUGUACAAUCGAAUGCAAUCCAAUACAACUUCUCUACCAUAAAGCCUUUUAUUAUUCCUAUAAUGUUCAGGUUUUGUUGACUUCCUUUGAGGUAUUAAUAAAUGAAAUCGUAUGUUUUAUCAUUUAAGUCCUAGUUUCUUUAGAAACAGCUCUCAAUAGAGCGCUGCAGGGAUAACGCAUUUUUAGAGGCCAACCCGGAAGUUAGCCCCACACUGGCUCCCUCAACUAAACACCCAAAGGAUGUGAUGUGUUUUCUAAACGUAGUCUGAAUGUCCGGUUUGUGCCUUUCUUCUCCUCCUCGUCCCGUUUAAAGCCUCUUCCUCUUGGUGCUGAGUUCAGCAGACUGGAGGAUGUGUGGGGUGAUGACAUUGAAUUAGUGCUGUAUUUGAUACAGGCUGAGUGUGCGUGUAUGUGUCCUUCCUUCCUUUUGAUUACAUGUAGUGUCUUUGUUUCUGCUGUUGGAGCUGAAUACCAGAUUACCAAACUUGUAUUUUAGCAGUAUUUAGUUCAAAUAGUUGUACCAGAUGCCGCAGUGAAGGAGUUUGCAUACCUAAAAUCAGGACUUUUAUUAGCAGUAGUUGAAGUGGUAUCAGUAGGUAUUGUUGGUAGUAGUAAAAGGAGAAUCUGAAGUAGUUUCAUUAGUAUUUGUAGUAAUGACAUUAGUACCUGUAGUAUAUUGUUUGUCGUAACACUUUGGUGUCUUUGGAGGAAUACAGAAUAAUCUUUAUAAACUCUGUUUUGUGUAGAAAAUAGUCAAAUCUACAAAAAAUGAUUUGUUUAAUUAGCGAUGAAAUGUCAAACUUGAUCUGCUUCCAGCUCCUCCAACGUGAGGAUGAGCUGCGUUUCUUUUUCCAUCACUGUGAUCGGAGUUUCCUUGCAGCUCUGACACUGAAGUGAUCGGAGUGUGUUUUAUUCAAACCUUCAGCAGCAACGUCUUAAAACUGUGUGUGUGUGUGUGUGUGUGUGUGUGUGUGUGUGUGGCCUCCAUAUGAUAUCCUUGGAAACACAAAACCGCCGUCACCAUGGAAAUGCAGGCAUAUCUACUUACAGUAAAGGCAGAGACAGGAGUGUGUGUUUGUUCAGUGUGGGUGGGUUUGUAAGUCUAUGCGUGUGUGUGUGUUUGGUAUAUUGACUUUAUGACAAAUAGAACUGCCGUAGCUCAUACAGUAGAUGCUUUUAAUAUGUUGUCUGUAUGUUCAUUUCUCCCGUGUUCUAUUUAUGUAAAGUUAGAUUCCUUUAGUCUUAAUUCCACUCAGGAUCUCACUUAAACACGCCUACAAACGUCGCAAUAACUAAUUUUAUGCCACAGACGUAAUGAUAAUAUAAUAAUGCAAGUGCAGCCUUUCAAAGAGCAAUUCACUUUUAGUUCUUAAAGAUAUUCAGACAUUUGAAUGAAACAUUGACAGAAAACACAUUUAUCUUUAAGUGAAACUAAUUAAAUGUGUGUCGACCUGUCGGGACCUUGGCGGUGGCCCUGAAGUAUUUCUGGUAGCUCAGAAUACCUUCUGUUGAAGGAGAGGAGACGCUUGUCUCUCAGGAGGACUAUCGAACCUCAAUACAUGCUCGACACCGACCGAGCUUUUUGUUUUUUUUGUAGAAAGUAGAGCUGCAACUACCGAUAACUACAGAUCGUACAUAUGUAUAAGUAAGCAUGCUCUGGAAGUUUGCAUGCAGAGAUUAGAGAGCCGGCUGUUAGAGGUGUAGUUCAGCGUUUUGAGAAAAAUGCUUAUUUGCUGUUUUUCUGAGAUCGAUAUCGCUCUCAUGCUCAGAAAUAGUUCCAGUUCAUGUAACUUUAACUAAAAACACAAACUGCCAUUUUUACAUUUCUGGUAAUAUUCUUGUACAAUAUAUACACUACAGAGUCCAGCUGUUGUAGUCUCUGUAGUUGAGAAGACAAAACACGUCAUCUUAUUCUGUGGGAACUUGUAAUGGACAUUUCCAUUACAAGACUAAAUUGAUUGCCGUUUAGAAUUAAUCAAUAUUGAAUAUCAAUAUAAUAUAACAAUAUUUACCCUUUGCAAGUAAUUUCCAUAGAAAAAAACACUUUGGAAGUAAAAUCUGAACCAAAGCUCUGAGUUAAAGGCAGUUUAUUGGCUCAAUUUUUAGUUGGUAGGACGUAAAUGGAACGUUAACACAUACGUGAUACUGGUGAGUGUUUAUAAAUGGAGUGUAUUGAUCUGCUGAAGCAGAGGACUCAUUCAGCCGCUCAAUAAUUAGAACCAGGAACAGUCCAGGAUCCCCACAGAGAGCAACACACACACACACACACACACACACACACACACACACACACACACACACACACACACAGGAGUGUAUGUGUCCCACUUCCUGUUCAGAGGACCAGAUGGUGGAAUGCUGGGAAUGUUGGUGUUUGUUGGUGAAUGUGUGUAAAAAAUAUCAGUGAAAGUAAAGGAGCUCAAAACUUCUGUAUCUUCUCUUCGUACGGGAAUAUUAAUUACAUCAUGAGCCGCUACAUUACACAAAAUGAACCACGAAAAAAGAAAGAAACAAUAUAUAGAUGAACUCUAACAUAAAUAGUAACUACUGAGUGUAAUGAGACAGAAGUAUUCACAGCUACAGGAGGCAAAGUACAAGUUUCAGAUCAGAUGCAUUUAAACAAAAAACGCUGCUCAUCACCAGACUCGCCGCCAACAUGGCCGCCGUUGGCCCUGUUGUUGUUUGCUGGUGCUCUGACCUCACAGGAAUGUCUUUGUGUGGUCAGGAGGGUGAGGCGGCGUGCCGGUGCAAAAUUCCCCACUGCAGCGACACAAGUUUGAACCCUGAAUGCACCAGCAGCAGCAACUCUGUAGCGUCUCAUCACCGAAUGACUUAAAGUAGGAGUUAUGUAUUUUAGCAGCAGCAUUGUUUAAGGAAGCGCUUGGUUCCCCGGGGCGUCCUCUGUGAGCAUUGCGGUCUGACUCUGCUCCUGCUGGAUGAAUGGUCCGUUUGGUUCGUUGGCGGGGGCCGCCCUCAGGGGCCGAGCCACGAGGAAGCCAGAUGACGGGAGGAAACGCGGCAUGCAGGCGGAGGACACAACGUGUUGUCAUGUACAGAUUACCAACAGAACAUAAAGAACGGCUCUGACUGUUUCAGCUGCAGAAAUAUUUGGUCCAUCUGUUGUCCGUUUGCCACGACCUCUGACCCUUGACUUCUGCACUGAUGUCUGUUUGUAAUGCCGGUGAUCUGAGAGCUGAAGCUGGUUCUACUUUUCAUGUUUAACAGACCAGGAUGCCGUUUACAUGUCCGUUGGUAACCUCGGCCUGACCCGAAGUUCCCUCUAGUGCUGCUGUUUAUAUAAGAUUGAAUCAGUCUUAAGAUAUUUUGUUGAGCAGGAAACGUCCACAAAAAAACAAAAGUAAAGAAACACACAAAUGAACCUUUUCAGAAAAUAUAAGUGAAACAUGUGGGCACACAAUUUAAAAAGAACAAGCUUCACAUAAAAAUAUAAAUAACAUAAUUGCCACCUUAUAAAAUAAAUAUUUCAGAUAUGAAACUCAAGGUUCACUUACUCGCUUAUUCUGUAACUUUCAACCAUGUCCCACGGCCUUCUUCCUCAAAAGGAACUCGCUCAGGUGUGAUGGCCGACGUAGACGACCAAAGAACAUGAAUGAAGUUAUGUACUGAGGUCAUGUGAUGACACCCGAGCAACGUUUAUUUACCAAAGAAGCCGGGGGAUGUGGUUGAAAGCCGGUAAAAAGCUAGUAAGUGGACAUUGAGGUCAUGAUUUAUUUGUCAUAACUCAAAGUUAACCAGCAUCUCCUCAAAUGUUCAGCUUUUUAAAAGUGAGAUCAGAGUUUCUUCUCUUUACUGUUUCUGACCCGUUGAAUGUUGUUACAAGAACUAGAAUAAAAUAGUAAACGUAUCAAAAACCGUUCAAUCAAAGAAUGUCAGAAUGAGUCUGACCAAACAUUUGCUGCCAACUUUCAGCACUAAAACACACACAGAGGUUUGAUGCUCAGUCUUAAAAGUGAGUCGCUUCAUUAAAGCGAGUGAGAGGAAGCGUUUCUGCUGGUUGACUGUGUGACCUUUGCUCUAGUUUUGUCCGUGAAUGAUCGACUUCAGUGAGUAAAAGUGAAGUAAACUCUGGUUGGAGUUGGCGGUUUUUUUUUUUUUUGUUUUUUUUGUUUUUUGAAUCAGCAGGUCAAAGGUCUGUGAGUCACAGUGAAGACCGUUGACUUUUAUUCGGUGAACAAAAGCUUCACUGUCUCAUCUCGAAAAACCUUUAAGCUCCUCACCACCGCUACCUGCUUGAAAUGUUUGUAAAUGUGUCACGCUCGUGAAAGCGUGACUAAGAUAUAAGAAACAAGUCUUCUGUCUCGUCACUGGACGAAGACGAUUCUGAAUCAUUCAAAGAUUCUUUGCAGGAAAUCAUCUGCAUGUGUUUCAUUUCCUCAAGAAUUUUCUUGUUUCUUUUCUGUCCUCUGCAGUUAUUUCAGGGUCACAUGAUUAUUUGUUCCAUGUAUUGUCUUUGUGUCGUGACCUCUGAACUCUCCCCCCCUUGCUUGUUGCUUGUGCGUCCCGUCGGUUCACACAGGAAGUGGAGCUGAUUCUUCUCUGCUCAGGUUUCUCCGUAAUGCCCUCACUCUUCCUGAGACUCCUCCUUCAUCCCAAACCUGCAGUGUUUUUCCUGCAGGUUGAAGCUGCAGGUGUGUGUGUGGAUGGACGGACGGACGGACGGACGGCAGGAUCAAACAGGAAGUGCUUGCGGGGCUCAGACAGGAACAACAUGGCUCUAAUAUUAGAGCUCAGGAUGUUUGGAUGUCUGUGUGUUUGAGCGAUGCACACACACACACACACACACACACACACACUUCUUCCUGUUCCUUGGUACAACUCAUCCUCUCUGCACACACAGUUUUACUUAUUGACUUUAUUGGCCUAAUGAAGCAGUAUUACCACAGUGAAUUGAAGAAUUUUCACGUGUGUGUGUGUGUGUGUGUUUUCAUGGUUUCUCUGUGAAUUGUCUCUCAGUCUGUUUUCCACCCAAGAAGCUACAUUUCUCUCACUCGGGCAUCUCGAAGAUAUUCACAUACAAGACGACAGGAGUUGUUUGACGGGCCUGUAGAUAACUUCGGCACACUGACAUCACACGCAGUUAUGUUUUUAGCGUGUGUAUGUACAGUAAAAUAAAAUAUGCAGGUUUAUGUGUAGGUUUCUAAAAACAGCUUUAAUGGUAAAUUAAACCUGAUCCUCAUUGUAUUGAUGCCUUAUUUAUUUGGGUUUUUGUAGUUUUGCGGCGGUUUCCAGUCACGUUGAAGCAAUUAUUUAAGAAAUAUGAUUUUUCAGAUUUGAGACUUUCACAAACCCAGAAGUUGAACAACAUACUUUGUAUUAAAGCUGUAUUUGAUCCCUGUACAUUUAUGGUAAUAUAAGUUAGCUUUCUCUUGCUUUAAAGUAAAAGAACAGAACAGAUGAACAGAACUGCUUUUUAACAGGAAUAUUACUUUUCUGUCUAAUUUAAUCUUGAGUAUGAACAGAAACUCUCUCUCUCUCUCGUUCUUUCUGUUUGUCUUUCUCUCUCGCCCUCCUCCCACUUUGCCCCUUAUGCUAACUAGUCGAUUACAUCACUGCCAAAAGCGAGGGCUGCGAUUGGCCGCUGGGAGGAGUUGGUGGCCCCUCCCCCCUCGACUCUCCCUCUGUCUCAAAGGUGUUUUCAGUGUCUGAGAGCCGCCGCUGCUGCUACUGCUGCUGCACGCAGGAGGACAAACCCACGCUUUCAUUCUCCACCUCCCUCCAUCUCUCCCCUCUGCUUCCUCUCACUGCAGCGCUGUCUGCUCCACCUCCUCAUUGUGCUGGGUCUUCAGACGGAGCGCGUGUGUGUGUUUGACUGAACGGAGGAUGGGUGGAUUCCUGAAAGAAGGGAAGGUGUGAUAUCUGAAGACAGUGACAGAUGGAUGGAUGGGGAGAAAACAGAAGCAUGGUGCUGCCACCGCGGUGCGUCUGCUGAGCCAGCGAUCUCUGCUGCCACACUGGUGAAACAUUGAAAGAGAGAGAGAGAGAGAGAGGGGGACUCUGCAGUUGGUCUCCUAUGUCGCUUGCCCUCCAUCGCUCAGUCCUGCUGUCUUGGAAGCGUUUAGGGAGAGAAGGAUAGGAAGUCUUCCUGUCUCUGUUGAGACUACAGCCAAAUCUGGAAUUAUUUUUGACAAUAUUACAAGCUGUUGUGUGGCUGAAGCUCAGGUCUGAACUAUUUGAGAUUACUUUAUUCACUUACAAGCUCAUUUAUUCAAGUGGAAACUUGUUGUGCACUCUUUAAACCGGACUCAACUCAACUGAAGCUUUACACUGCUGUAGAGUUUAUUGUCCCGGACACAACCUAAUCUUGUUGAAACUCAAGCUCUUCACACUGCGAAAAAGCUCAAACUCUUGAUUUCCUCACUUGAAGACAACUCGGUUCAUCUGGAAACUCUUUCAACCACUUUGGAAACUCUGAUUUUUCUCUGAGUUUCUCCUCGAUGCCUUUGUGGACUCGUUUCUUUUAAAUCUUCCACUGUUCGCUCUGGAGUUUCCUCAUGGAGCUUCAGAGCACCACCAGCGGUCUCCCCGGCCCCCUCUCCCCGACUCUGGACUACGGCGGCCCGUUGUCGGGUGGCCCCGGCCCAUCUCAUGACACCAGCCCGGGCCGGGGGACGAGCCCCAGCCUCAGCCCCGUCAGGGGGCCCAGCCCCGGGUUCACCGGCCAGGCUGCCUUCAACUACAACCAGCUGGAGGGGAGGUUUAAACAGCUUCAAGAUGAGCGUGAGGCGGUGCAGAAGAAGACCUUCGUUAAGUGGGUGAACUCUCACCUGUCCAGAGUCUCCUGUCGGAUCACCGACCUCUACAUGGACCUGAGGGACGGUCGCAUGCUCAUCAAACUGCUGGAGGUCCUGUCGGGAGAGAAACUGCCCAAACCCACCAAGGGUCGGAUGAGGAUCCACUGUCUGGAGAACGUGGACAAGGCUCUGCAGUUCCUGAAGGAGCAGAGGGUCCACCUGGAGAACAUGGGCUCCCACGACAUCGUAGACGGAAACCACCGCCUCACCCUGGGGCUCAUCUGGACCAUCAUCCUCCGCUUCCAGAUCCAGGACAUCAGUGUGGAGACGGAGGACAACAAGGAGAAGAAGUCGGCUAAAGACGCUCUGCUGCUCUGGUGUCAGAUGAAGACGGCAGGAUAUCCAAACGUCAACAUCCACAACUUCAGCACCAGCUGGAGAGACGGGAUGGCCUUCAACGCUAUCAUCCACAAACACAGACCGGACCUGAUCGACUUUGAUAAGCUGAAGAAAUCAAAUGCUCACCACAACUUGCAGAAUGCCUUCAACCUGGCCGAGCAAGACCUGGGCCUCACCAAGCUGCUGGAUGCCGAGGACAUCAGUGUGGACCACCCUGAUGAGAAGUCCAUCAUCACCUACGUGGUGACCUACUACCACUACUUCUCCAAGAUGAAGGCGCUGAAGGUGGAGGGGAAGAGAAUCGGCAAGGUUCUGGACAACGCCAUCGAGACGGAGAAGAUGGUCGAGAAGUACGAGUCUCUGGCGUCGGACCUGCUGGAGUGGAUCGAACAGACCAUCAUCAUCCUCAACAACAGGAAGUUUGCCAACUCUCUGGUGGGAGUCCAGCAGCAGCUGCAGGCCUUCAACACUUACCGCACUGUGGAGAAACCACCAAAGUUCACAGAGAAGGGAAACCUGGAGGUUCUUCUGUUCACCAUCCAGAGUAAGAUGAGAGCCAACAACCAGAAGGUUUACACUCCUCGAGAGGGCAAACUCAUCUCCGACAUCAACAAGGCGUGGGAGCGUCUGGAGAAGGCGGAGCACGAGCGGGAGCUGGCUCUGAGGACGGAGCUGAUUCGUCAGGAGAAGCUGGAGCAGCUCGCCCGACGCUUCGACCGCAAAGCCGCCAUGAGGGAGACGUGGCUGAGCGAGAACCAGCGGCUGGUCUCCCAGGAUAACUUUGGAUUUGACCUCCAGGCCGUAGAAGCUGCUACUAAGAAACAUGAAGCCAUAGAAACGGACAUUGCGGCCUACGAGGAGCGAGUUGAGGCGGUGGUCUCCGUGGCGAGGGAGAUGGAGUCGGAGAAUUACCACGACAUCAAACGCAUCACGGCCAGGAAGGACAACGUGAUCCGGCUGUGGGAGUACCUGCUGGAGCUGCUGAAGGCCCGCAGGCAGAGACUGGAGCUGACCCUGGGCCUGCAGAGAGUCUUCCAGGAGAUGCUCUACAUCAUGGACUGGAUGGACGAGAUGAAGAUGAUGCUGCUCUCUCAGGAUUAUGGGAAACACCUGCUGGGUGUGGAGGACCUGCUGCAGAAACACGCUCUGGUGGAGGCCGACAUCAGCAUCCAGGCCGACCGCGUCCGAACCGUCAACCGCAACGCUCAGAAGUUUGCCGAUGACAUGGAGGGUUAUAAGCCCUGUGAUCCUCAGAUCAUCAGGGAUCGGGUCGCUCACAUGGAUUUCUGCUACCAGGAGCUGAGUCAGCUGGCGGCUGAGCGGCGAGCUCGCCUCGAGGAGUCCCGCCGCCUCUGGAAGUUCUUCUGGGAAAUGGCCGAAGAGGAGGGCUGGAUCAGGGAGAAGGAGCAGAUCUUGUCCUCCGAGGAUUAUGGGAAAGAUCUGACAGGAGCGGUGCGAUUGCUGAGUCAGCACAAAGCCUUCGAGGACGAGAUGAGCGGGCGAGCCGCCCACCUGCAGCAGACCAUCAAACAGGGCGAGGAGCUGGUGGCCAACGACCACUUUGGAGCCGACAAGAUCAAAGAGCGCAUCCAGGACAUCCAGGAGCAGUGGGCGGCUCUGGAGCGUCUCUCUGCCGUCCGUAAAGCUCGUCUGCAGGAAGCCUGCAACCAGCACCAGUUCCAGGCCGAUGCCGACGACAUCGACACGUGGAUGCUGGACGUGCUGCGGAUCGUCUCCAGCGUGGACGUCGGCCACGACGAGUUCUCCACUCAGGCUCUGGUGAAGAAACACAAGGACGUGGCCGAGGAGAUCGGCAGCUACCGGCCCGCCAUCGAGGCUCUGCAUGAACAGUCGCGCACGCUCCCGCCCGAGAAGGCCAACUCUGAGGAGGUUCAGAGCCGGCUGGCGGGCAUCGAGGAGCGUUAUAAGGAGGUGGUGGAGCUGACGCGGCUCCGGACGCAGGCGCUGCAGGACGCUCUGGUUCUCUACAAGAUGCUGAGUGAAGCGAACGCCUGCGAGGUGUGGAUCGACGAGAAGGAGCAGUGGCUCAACAGCAUGGACAUCCCCGAGAAACUGGAGGAUCUGGAGGUUGUCCAGCACCGGUUCGAGAGUCUGGAGCCGGAGAUGAACAACCAGGCGUCCCGAGUUGCCGUGGUGAACCAGGUCGCUAGGCAACUGAUCCACUGCGGACAUCCUAGUGAGACGGAGAUCAAGAGCCAGCAGGACAAACUCAACACCAGGUGGAGUCAGUUCAGAGAUCUGGUGGACCAGAAGAAAGACAGUCUGAGCUCAGCUCUGGGAGUCCAGAACUACCACCUGGAGUGUAACGAGACCAAGUCCUGGAUCAAAGAGAAGACCAAGGUGAUCGAGUCGACCCAGGAGCUUGGGAACGACCUGGCCGGCGUCAUGGCUCUGCAGAGGAAGCUGACGGGGAUGGAGCGCGACCUGGCCGCCAUCGAAGACAAGCUGGGCGACCUGGGGAAAGAGGCGGACCGCUUGGCCUCUGAGCACCCGGAGCAGUCCGAGGCCAUCAAGGGACGUCUGGACGGGAUCACCGGCGUCUGGGACGAGAUGAAGGACACCAUGAAGAACCGGGAGGAGUCCCUGGGCGAGGCCAGCAAGCUGCAGAAGUUCCUGCGCGACCUGGACGACUUCCAGUCGUGGCUGUCGCGGACGCAGACGGCCAUCGCCUCCGAGGACAUGCCCAACACGCUGGUCGAGGCCGAGAAGCUGCUGACCCAGCACGAAAACAUCAAGAAUGAAAUCCGCAACUACGAGGAGGACUACCAGAAGAUGCGGGACAUGGGCGAGAUGGUGACGCAGGGCCAGACGGACGCGCAGUACAUGUUCCUGCGGCAGCGGCUGCAGGCGCUCGACACCGGCUGGAACGAGCUGCACAAGAUGUGGGAGAACCGGCAGAACCUGCUGUCCCAGUCCCACGCUUACCAGCUGUUCCUCAGGGACACCAAGCAGGCCGAGGCCUUCCUCAACAACCAGGAGUACGUGCUGGCUCACACCGAGAUGCCCACCACUCUGGAGGGGGCCGAGGCCGCCAUCAAGAAGCAGGAGGACUUCAUGACCACCCUGGACGCCAACGACGAGAAGAUCAGCGGCGUGGUCGACACCGGACGCCGCUUGGUAACUGACGGCAACAUCAACGCGGAGCGCACCCAGGAGAAGGUGGACUCCAUCGACCAGAGACACAAGAAGAACCGAGCGGCUGCCAGCGACCUGCUGUCGCGGCUGAAGGACAACAGAGACCUGCAGAAGUUCCUGCAGGACUGCCAGGAGCUGUCCCUGUGGAUCAAUGAGAAGAUGCUGACGGCUCAGGACAUGUCGUACGAUGAGGCCAGGAACCUCCACAGCAAGUGGCUCAAACACCAGGCCUUCAUGGCCGAGCUGCAGUCCAACAAGGAGUGGCUGGACAAGAUCGACAAGGACGGGCAGGCGCUGAUGGCAGAGAAGCCGGAGACGGAGGCCAUGGUGAAAGAGAAGCUGGCGUCCCUGAAGACUAUGUGGGAGGACCUCGAGUCGACCACCCAGACGAAAGCCAAGUGUCUGUUUGACGCCAACAAGGCGGAGCUGUUCACCCAGAGCUGCGCCAACCUCGACAAGUGGCUAGGCGGCCUGGACGGGCAGCUGCAGUCUGACGACUACGGCAAGGACCUCACCUCCGUCAACAUCCUGCUGAAGAAACAGCAGAUCCUGGAGAGCCAGGUGGAGGUGCGUCAGAAGGAGGUGGGGGAGCUGCAGAGCCAGUCGCAGGCCCUCAGUCAGGAGGGGAAAGGCUCCGAGGAGGUGGACGGCCAGAGGAUCAGCGUGGAGAAGAAGUUCCAGUGCCUCCAGGACCCACUGAAGAAGAGACGAGACAUUCUCAUGGCCUCCCGCGAGAUCCACCAGUUCAACCGGGACGUGGAGGACGAGAUCCUGUGGGUUGAGGAGAGGAUGCCUCUGGCCACAUCGACCGACCACGGAAACAACCUGCAGACUGUACAGCUGCUCAUCAAGAAGAACCAGACCCUGCAGAAGGAGAUCCAGGGCCAUCAGCCGCGCUACGACGACAUCUUCGAGCGCAGCCAGCACGUCCUGAGGGAGAACAGCCCGACGGCCGAGCUGAUUCGCCAGCGCCUCGCCGAGCUGCAGUCGCUGUGGGAGCAGAUCAGGAAGGAGACGGAGAAGCGUCACACCCGCCUCAGCGAGGCCCACGAGGCCCAGCAGUACUACUUUGACGCCGCCGAGGCCGAGGCCUGGAUGAGCGAACAGGAGCUCUACAUGAUGUCAGAGGAAAAGGCCAAGGAUGAGCAGAGUUCGGUGGCCAUGCUGAAGAAGCACCAGAUCCUGGAGCAGGCGGUGGAGGAUUACGCCGACACCGUCCACCAGCUGUCCGGCACCAGCCGGGGCCUGGUGGCCGCCGAGCACCCCGACAGCGAGCGAAUCGGCAUGCGUCAGUCUCAGGUGGACAAGCUGUACGCCGGGCUGAAGGACUUGUCGGAGGAGCGUCGGGGGAAGCUGGACGAGCGCCUGCGGCUCUUCCAGCUGAACCGGGAGGUGGACGACCUGGAGCAGUGGAUCGCUGAGAGGGAGGUGGUGGCCGGAUCCCACGAGCUGGGACAGGACUACGAGCACGUCACCAUGCUGCAGGAGCGUUUCAGAGAAUUUGCCCGCGACACCGGGAACAUCGGCCAGGAGCGCGUGGACACCGUGAACCGGCAGGCGGACGAGCUGAUCAACACCGGCCACGGCGACGCUGCCACCAUCGCGGAGUGGAAGGACGGCCUGAACGAGGCCUGGGCCGACCUGCUGGAGCUCAUCGACACCCGGACGCAGAUCCUCGCCGCCUCCUUCGAACUCCACAAGUUCUACCACGACGCCAAGGAGAUCCUCAACCGCAUCCUGGACAAACACAAGAAGCUGCCGGAGGAGCUGGGCCGCGACCAGAACACAGUGGAGACCCUGCAGAGGAUGCACACCACCUUCGAACACGACAUCCAGGCACUGGGAACACAGGUGCGGCAGCUUCAGGAGGACGCCGUUCGUCUGCAGUCCGCUUACGCUGGAGAUAAAGCCGACGACAUUCAGAAGAGAGAAGGAGAGGUCCUUGAGGCCUGGAAGAACCUUCUGGAGGCGGCGGAGGGCCGUCGGGUGAAGCUGGUGGAAACUGGAGACAAGUUCCGCUUCGUCAGCAUGGUGCGCGACCUGAUGCUGUGGAUGGAGGACGUCAUCCGCCUGAUUGAGGCCCAGGAAAGGCCCAGGGACGUGUCGUCGGUGGAGCUGCUGAUGAACAACCACCAGGGCAUCAAGGCGGAGAUCGACGCCCGCAACGACAGCUUCACAGCCUGCAUCGAGCUGGGCAAAGCCCUGCUGGCCAGGAAGCACUACGCUUCAGAGGAGAUUAAAGAAAAGUUGUUACAGUUGACGGACAAGAGGAAAGACAUGAUAGACAAGUGGGAGGACAGAUGGGAGUGGCUGAGACUGGUCCUGGAGGUGCACCAGUUCUCCCGGGACGCAGGUGUGGCCGAGGCGUGGCUGCAGGGUCAGGAUCCCUACCUGUGCAGCAGGGAGAUCGGACAGAGCGUGGACGAGGUGGAGAAACUCAUCAAACGCCACGAGGCCUUCGAGAAGUCGGCCGCCACCUGGGAGGAACGCUUCUCCGCUCUGGAGAGGCUGACCACGAUGGAGUUAUUGGAAGUGCGAAGAAUGCAAGAGGAAGAAGAGAAGAGAAGACAUCCCCCGCCCACUGAGGCUCAGCCCGGCGACGCUGCAGCUCAGCACAGGGAGGGUGAGCCGGUGUCUCAGAACGGGCUGCCGUCUGAUCAGGAGUCUCCCAGGGACGUGGAGGGUGGAGAUGUGGUGAAUGGGGUGUCGGAGCCCAGCCCCGCGGGGUCUCCCGGGGGGUCUCGCAAGGGCAAGGCCAGCCAGGCGGCGACCCUGCCGGCCAAGUCCCAGCAAGACGCUCCCACGUCCCAGCUGGAGAGCUUCCUGCACCGCAAACAUGAGUGGGAGGGACACAACAAGAAGGCCUCUAGCAGGUCGUGGCACAACGUGUACUGUGUGAUCAAUCAGCAGGAGAUGGGCUUCUACAAGGAUCAGAAGAGCGCCAGUCAGGGGAUUCCCUACCACAGCGAGAUUCCCGUCAGCCUGAAGGAAGCCAUCUGCGAGGUGGCGCUGGACUACAAGAAGAAGAAACACGUCUUCAAGCUCAAGAUUACUGACGGGAAUGAGUAUCUCUUCCAAGCCAAAGAUGACGAGGAGAUGAACAUGUGGAUCUCGGCCAUCUCGACCGCCAUGACGGGCGACAAGACGGAGGUGACUCCCAGCAGCCAUAGCACGCCGGCCCCAGCCGCACGCGCUCAGACGCUGCCGGCCUCCGUCGCCACAGCGGCGGCGGUGGCGGCGGCGGAGUCCAGCCCGGGCAAACGAGAGAAAGACAAGGAGAAGCGCUUCAGUCUGUUCAGCAAGAAGAAAUAGACAGUCCUCCUCUUCCUCCUCCUCCUCAUUCCUCUGGUGCUGUUUGGGGUCGCUCCUCAUCAUCGAUCCAUCUCUGGUCAAAUAUUUGUUGAAGAUGUCCGUGUCAAUUGAGCGAAUAUUUGAUUUAGAGUCCGCUCGUAGCAACUGAUACUGUAAUAAUUAAAACUAAUAGAAUAACUGCUCAACGUGUGAUUAAAUUUACUUCUAAAUGGAUUCAAAUGUACUCAAACCUGUUAGUCUGUUAAUGUGAUAAUAUUAAAUGAUAACUAAGGUGAGUUGAUGAGGAAAAAAGAUACUUCAUCGUCGGUUUAUAUUACCAUGUGACUCAUCGGCAGAUCUGGACAGUUGAUACAGCAGUUGCUAUGUUAAAUCCCAAACAGCCUCUCCUUCUCUUCCUUCUAUUCUUUCCUCCUCUUCCUCCUCUUCCUCUCUCAAAGUGUGACUCCAGCAUGCAAGCUCCGAGCCAAAACUCUCCACUCUGUGCCUAUCAACCGUCCGGUCUGGCUCAGAGCUUCAGUACAGCUACCACACACCAACCUGUGUCCUCCGUUCAGUUUUUGUAAGAUAAGGAGCAGGAAAAAAAAAAAAAAAAAAAAGAUCGGCUUGAAGGAAAACAAAUUUAAAAGGGGUCUGCAAACGCUUCAGGCAGCUGCCGUCACAAAGAUAAAAACCAGAGUUUGCCGCUGAACAACAACACGCUUUAGAGGAGUUCCCAGAAUAUUCCUGUUUAUUAUUAUUAUUAUUAUUAUUAUUAUUAUUAUUUGUGUUUUCUAUCUCCUACUGUUAUUUUUCUCUCUGCUUUCUCAUCCUCCCAGCGUUUCGUCGACUACUGCCUUUUGUGGGUUGUGUUUACGCUCCCAAGUCGUCUCAGUUUCUUUUGUUUUGUUUUUUUUGGGAAGUUGUAGUUGGUUCCUGUUUGGGUCCAUCCUCAGUUUUUGCGAGGCCUUGUCUUUGCAAGAUGACGUGUAUCCCUCUGUAGUGGGGAAAACUGAGACCACAGCGGGGUAAACCUCUGAAAUUACACCUCUCGCACCUUUUUAAUUUGAGCCGAAAUGCCUAAAACUAUGUGCAAGUGGAAAAACGUGCCGAGUCAUGUGCUGAAAGCGGUUUAAACUUUGAAGAGCAGGAAAAUCGAGUUCAAAUUGCAAAACAAGAGCGCACCAAACAGCAUUUUAUGCACUGAAUAACUCCGCUUUUCUGUUGGUUAAAUUUGUGCAAUAAAACCUGUGAGAAGCUUAUUAUCAUCAUUAUGUUCUGGUGCUGUCUAAUUCCUGCAGCUUCACAGAAAGAAAAGAAGCGGAACGUGGCUGUAAUUUGGAGAGUUACCCUGCGGUGCUUUGAACUGUGUGUAUAACUUGUGUAUAACAAACUUAAAAAAAUGAACCUGUUUAAUUUCACCUAUAUUUACUACUAAUAAGACCUACAAACCGUAAUAAGCUUCAUUUGAGUAUAACGUUCUUUACCUGAAACUUAACGAUAUGUACACUUAACCAAUCUGAAUGAAGGAGCUAUUGAGCCUCGAUGGGGGAAUAAAUAACUAAGACAAGUAAGAAUGUUUGUGAACUCAAACUUUUAAGCAUCCAGUAAGGUUUAUUUUCUACCCUGGUUACAUUUAUUUCCUCUUUGUUUGGAGUAUGUUUUUGUUUCCUCCAGUGUGUAUUUUCUGUUCCACAGUUAACUAAGGUUUAUUUAGUCUGACGAGUGAAGACGUAGAUGUACUAUAAAAACAAAGUUGCUUUAAGCAUUGCUGUUAAGUGGACAAGUUGGUUCUAAAAAGCAUUUUCUGGGAGUGAGUAAUGUUGCAGAAUAAUGGUCGCUUGCUUGUUGGCUUCAGCACUCCAUUUUAUUUUUUUUCAGACUUUUGA
Messenger RNA from Anarrhichthys ocellatus (wolf-eel), 17814 nucleotides. It is a transcript of the gene sptbn1, whose product is annotated as spectrin, beta, non-erythrocytic 1. The coding region runs from base 8843 to 15949 and encodes 2368 amino acids. The transcript has 43 exons. Lineage: Eukaryota; Metazoa; Chordata; Actinopteri; Perciformes; Anarhichadidae. Gene Ontology annotation, cellular component: spectrin. Gene Ontology annotation, molecular function: structural constituent of cytoskeleton; phospholipid binding; actin binding. The record is from RefSeq and is a predicted model, not a curated record.